AACAUCUGAAUGUUAAAGGACUCAGAACAAGUGUUACUAAGCCUGCAUUUUUUUAUCUGUUCAAACAUGAUGUGUUUUCUGCUCAUCAUUUCGUCAAUUCUGGUAGUGUUUGCAUUUGUUCUUGGAAAUGUUGCCAAUGGCUUCAUAGCUCUAGUAAAUGUCAUUGACUGGGUUAACACACGAAAGAUCUCCUCAGCUGACCAAAUUCUCACUGCUCUGGUGGUCUCCAGAAUUGGUUUACUCUGGGUCAUGUUAUUCCUUUGGUAUGCAACUGUGUUUAAUUCUGCUUUAUAUGGUUUAGAAGUAAGAAUUGUUGCUUCUAAUGCCUGCGCUGUAAUGAACCAUUUCAGCAUGUGGCUUGCUGCUAUCCUCAGCAUAUUUUGUUUGCUCAAGAUUGCCAAUUUCUCCAACCUUAUUUUUCUCCACCUAAAGAAGAGAAUUAAGAGUGUUGUUCUGGUGAUACUGUUGGGGCCCUUGGUAUUUUUGAUUUGUAAUCUUGCUGUGAUAACCAUGGAUGAGAGAGUGUGGACAAAAGAAUAUGAAGGAAAUGUGACUUGGAAGAUCAAAUUGAGGAAUGCGAUACAGCUUUCAAACUUGACUGUAACUACUCUAGCAAACCUCAUACCCUUUACUCUGAGCCUAAUAUGUUUUCUGCUGUUAAUCUGCUCUCUUUGUAAACAUCUCAAGAAGAUGCGGCUCCAUAGCAAAGGAUCUCAAGAUCCCAGCACCAAGGUCCAUAUAAAAGCUUUGCAAACUGUGACCUCCUUCCUCAUGUUAUUUGCCAUUUACUUUCUGUGUAUAAUCACAUCAACUUGGAAUCUUAGGACACAGCAGAGCAAACUUGUACUCCUGCUUUGCCAAACUGUUGCAAUCAUGUAUCCUUCAUUCCACUCAUUCAUCCUGAUUAUGGGAAGUAGGAAGCUAAAACAGACCUUUCUUUCAGUUUUGUGGCAGAUGACAUGCUGAGUGAAAGAAGAGAAACCCUCAACUCCAUAGAUUCACAAGGGGAGCAUCGUGGGUCUUCUAGCAGAAAACAAACUGAUGGUGUCUGGAACAUUUUAUAUUUCUAUCAGUUUUUCCACAGUGUUUGUAUAUGGAGUCUUGCUCUGUUGUCCAGGCUGGAAUGCAGUAGCACAAUCUUGGCUCACCACAACGUUCACCUCUGGGGUUCAAGUGAUUUCCUUGCGUCAGCCUCCUGAGUGGCUGGGACUCCAGGCAUGCACUACCACACAUGGCUAAUUUUUUGUAUUUUUCUUUUUUUUUUUAGUAGAGAUGGGGUUUCACCAUGUUGGCCAUGCUGGUCUCGAACUCUUGACCUCAAGUGAUCCACUGCCUCAGCCUCCCAAAGUGCUGGGAUUAUAGACGUUCAUGAUGAAUUCUUAUUUUAUGUUUAGUAUAAAGCAAAUACAAUUAUUGUUAGAUAACAAUGCACAAAAUAAAAUUCAAGGGUGAAAAAUAUAUCUAGUGUACAUUUUUAUGUGUAUCAAAAGCAAUACUGAGGAAUAUUAUAUUUAAUAUAGUAUGUUAAUAGCUUAGAAAAAAAUCAUUUCUAUAAAAAGGAUGAAGAAACAUGAUCAUGAGCUCUUUUCAGUGCUGUUAUAAGUUUCCAUAUGCAAUUAGAAAAGUCAUCUCUUCCAGUUUUUGAAUUAAACAAAAACCUUUUUGAAGUUGAGAUCUGAUGUUGUAUAUUUUAGUUUUUUGUCUAAGCCACCUCUGAGCUCCUGAAUUGUCAAUUUCCUCCUUUAUCUUCCACCCUUAAAAUUCCUCAAAAAGCUCAAAUUUUCCUUACUUUAAAAAGAAGCUCAAUCUAAAGAGGGUAUAGAAACUAUGGCAUCUGUGAAAUCUAUAUAUUGAUGGUAGGAAAUGUCUUAAAGAUAUGUUUUAUUAUAAUCUUGGUGUAAAUAAUGAAAUGAGAGAAAGUGUGUUGACAUAUUCACUAAUAGCAAGUUCUGUUACAAGAAGAAAAUGUAUAACCUAGUUCAACAGCUAAAUUCUGUGUGACUGUAUUAAUUUCUGGUGUUAUGCUAUUUUAACAAUAUUAUCUAAACCUUAAGAUAAA
Gorilla gorilla gorilla (western lowland gorilla) is the source of this 2059-nucleotide messenger RNA. RefSeq names its product taste receptor type 2 member 19. Bases 10 to 966 code for a protein of 318 amino acids. Gene Ontology annotation, biological process: G protein-coupled receptor signaling pathway; sensory perception of taste. Lineage: Eukaryota; Metazoa; Chordata; Mammalia; Primates; Hominidae. Gene Ontology annotation, cellular component: membrane. Gene Ontology annotation, molecular function: bitter taste receptor activity; G protein-coupled receptor activity. The transcript has 2 exons. The record is from RefSeq and is a predicted model, not a curated record.